GAGGAAGGUAGGCCGUGAGGCUGAUGGCAAUGAACGACUUGGUCUUGGUAGAGAAGAAGAACAAGUCCAUGACCGUGAACCUAAGAACAAGUCCUUAUACAAGUAAAAACCUUCUUUUUUUUUAAAAAAAAAAAAAAUCUUUAGUUCCCCACAUUUGCAGGCCGUAGAGUGCACAGCAUUGCUUAUAAGAACAACCCCUCCAUCAUUUAGUUUGUUCGAUCUGCCAAUCAAACAGUCCUUCAUUCAUUUAUUUGGAUGGGGGAUCCUUCUGCCAUUUGCCUCCUUUGUGAAGGCCUGCAAUGCAUCUGCCCAACCGUCUGGUCCCAUUUAGAGGAACCCUUGGCUGAAGAGAUCUGCUCUUUCCUUUGCCUGGAAAAAAAUUGGUCCUCCCUUGAAACAGAGACAGAUAAUUUACAGGCCACACAGAAGGACGUUGAUGCAAAGGUGCAAGCAAUUCUGGUUCAGCAGAAGGUUCCUUCAGCUAAAGUCUCAUUGUGGCAGGAGAGGGCUGCAAACCUCCCACAACAAAGUCCUACUCGCGAGGACUAUGAAAACUUGGGGAGAUGCCUCUGCCGCUGCACCCCAAAUCUUCUUCAUCGCUACCGGCUCGGCAGGAAGGUCAGCAAGAAGCUGCAGGAGGUGGUUCGCUUAGAUGAAGAAGGGAAUGGUCUCACUUCGGUAGCCAACGACCCACAGCAGCCUUUCAUCGUGGAGCGUCCCAGAAGACCGACCUUUGGCUUGGCUUCGGUUCUGAAGCGGCUCCGGGACUACUUCGACAACGAGGAUAACAGCAUCAUUGGCAUCUGGGGGCUGGGGGGAGUUGGGAAGACAACACUUCUCAACGAAUUCAACAAUGCGUUGGGGACAAAAAGUAACGAUUACCAUGUUGUGAUCAACAUCGAAGUGUCCAACUCUGAGACACUGAAUGUGGUGGAUAUCCAGCAGAUGAUCGCUGAUAGGUGGGGUCUUCCAUGGAAUGACAACGAAAGCGAGAUUUUACGAGCUAAGGUGCUGCUGAGGGCCUUGAAAGAGAAGAAGUUUGUGCUCCUCUUGGACGACGUGCGGGAGGAAUUCAGCCUGGAGGCUGUGGGAAUCCCCACCCCCAGCAGGGAGAACCACUGCAAGCUGAUCAUCGCCUCGCGGUCAAAGGAUGUGUGCAUCGCCAUGGGUGCCCAUCAAUGCUUGAUCAAGAUGCAAUGCUUGGAGGAAGCAGAAGCAAGGAAGCUGUUCCUCAGCAAUUUGACCAGUACAGCGAAGAGCGUGGUUGAGGAACCUGCGGUAAAAGAACACGCCAUGGCUAUCGUCCGCAGCUGCGGGGGCCUGCCGCUUGCUCUCAAUGUCGUUGGAAGGGCUGUGGCAGGCUUGAAGCACCCCAGGGAGUGGAGACAUGCCGCGAGAGCAAUGAAGGCAUUUCCAGAACGGAUUCCUGGUGUUGAUGAUCUUGUGUUUGCUAAAUUAAAAUACAGCUACGACAAGCUCGACCACACGUUGCAGCAAUGCUUCCUGUACUGCACCCUCUUCCCGGACUAUGGCUUCAUCAAGAAAGAUCAACUUGUGGAUUACUGGAUAGCUGAAGGGCUCAUUGAACCUGCCGCACUAUCAGACGGAGGGCGUCCCACCCACCGUGAUCUAUCUGAUGAAGGGUACUUCAUCAUACGUAGUCUAAUUUCUAAAAGCUUGCUGCAGAGCAGUGACACGGAGAAAGUAAAGAUGCAUGACAUAAUCCGGAAGCUGGGCCGCCGGUUGCUCGAUCCGGGGAAGUUUCUGGUGCAAGCAGGUCAGGGUUUGGAGGAAGCGCCGGAAGUUGACUGGAAAGGUUUCACGAGGAUAUCUCUAAUGUCCAAUGAUCUCAUCAAGCUCCCUGUCUCACCAAAUUGUGGAAAUCUCCUCACCUUGCUGAUCCAACACAACCCAAAUUUGGAGAAACUCAGCACACAGUUCUUCAGAUCCAUGUCUAGUCUGAGGGUCCUUGAUCUUUCUUACACUUCUAUCGCUAGGCUUCCGGAGAUUGAUGCAUUGGCCAACCUGGAGCACCUCAAUCUAUGUUACACGCGCAUCACUGCACUGCCCAAGCGACUAUGGGUUCUGAAGCAACUGAGGCACCUGAAUUUGAGCAAAACCUCUGCCCUGAAGGAGAUUCCUAAUGGCACCAUAUCGAAGCUCGACAAGCUUAGAGUUCUGAACCUUUACAAGAGUAAUUAUGGAAUGUGGGAAGUGGAAGACCUGAAUCUAGAUAAUCUGAGAGAGCUGGAUAUCCUCGGAAUCACCAUAUAUUCAGAAGCAGUUCUUAGGAAGUUAAAGGGGACCGAUCCACUUGCGAAAUCAACACACCUUCUGAGUCUGAAAUACUGCGAAGGCAUGGAGUCCAUCCUUCUCUCCGGCUUGAAGCAUAUGGUGCAUCUUGAAGAGCUCUCUGUGGACUCCUGCAAUGAGUUGAAGGAGCUGACAGCUGACGACAACGAACAGGAACCUUCUUGUCUGAAGGUGCUCACGCUGGCCAUUCUUCCAAACCUCGAGAAAGUAUUGGUGAGUUCAGCCGGCCUUCACCUUCAGAAUCUUUGCAAAUUAACUAUCCACUCAUGUCCCAAAUUGGAGGGAGUUACCUGGGUCCUACAUCUAGAAUCCCUUGAAAGGCUCAUUAUAUCUAAUUGCCAUGGGAUGGAAAGCAUUGUAGAAGAGAGGAUCAAUGGGAAGCAGACAACGAGACCAACUCUUAUGACUGGAGACGAUGGAAUAGAAGGAAAGAAGAAAGAAGGCUAUGAUGCACUGAAUGCCAUGUCCGAAAGCGAUAAAAUAGAGCAAGUGAAAGAAGAGCAGACUGGUGGACCAAUGCGCUGCAAGGAUCCCUUUUCUAGACUCAAAACAAUAAUCCUGAACGACCUACCGAAGCUGGAGAGCAUCUGUCCUGCAAGGGACUUUCCUUGUCUAGAGAGCAUCAGAGUGGAAGCAUGUCCAAAUCUGAAAGAACUUCCAUUGCUCCACAGCUGCAAAGCAAAGAAACUGAAACAGAUAUGUGGUUCUCGAGUUUGGUGGAAUAAUCUGGUGUGGGAAGAGAACUCAAAAGCAAUUUUCUGUGCCCACUUUACCCCAAUCUGAUGGAAAAAAUGGUUGUCCAAUUCGGCCACCAAAGUAGGACAAUUAUGAGGUACAUGAGUUGUUCCUCCAUAGAGGUGCUUCCCUGGGCAUUUCCAUGCGUUUGUUCUUUCAGUCUUUAUGCUUUGGCUUUUUGUUGAGUUCUCCAUUUUUCUAUUACAUGAACAUGUAUUUUGGGAU
This is a messenger RNA of Phoenix dactylifera (date palm), 3273 nucleotides long. NCBI's taxonomy places the organism in Eukaryota, Viridiplantae, Streptophyta, Magnoliopsida, Arecales, Arecaceae. The record is from RefSeq and is a predicted model, not a curated record.